AUGGCCCCCUCCGACCGUCUCAACCAGGUCAACAAGCACCUCAACUACCCGGCUGGCAUGCUUGCCGGCCAAGUAGCCAUCAUCACCGGUGCGGGACAAGGCAUCGGCGCCGAAGCGGCACGACUCUUUGCCAAUGAAGGUGCCAAGGUGGUGGUUGCUGAUAUUGACAGCAAGAAGGCGAGUGCCGUUGCUGACGCUAUCAACGCCGCCGAGCCCGGGCGUGCGCUGGCCGUCGUCGGAGAUAUCACGGACGCGAGUUACGUCGAGACGCUGGUGAAGCGGACGGCCGAGUUUGGCGGUGGCAAGAUUCACAUCAUCAUUAAUAAUGCCGGGUUUACCUGGGAUGGAGUGAUUCACAAGAUGACCGAUAAGCAAUGGGACACCAUGUUGGCCGUGCACAACACCGCGCCAUUCCGCCUCGUACGUACUGCAGCGCCGUACUUCCGCGUCAAGGACAAGGAGCCCCGAGUCAUCAUCAACAUCAGCAGCACGAGCGGUAUCCACGGCAAUGCCGGCCAAGCCAACUACGCCGUGGCCAAAGCCGGCGUCGUCGGUCUGACCCGCACCAUCGCCAAAGAAUGGGGUCCGGCCUUUGGCGUCCGCUCUAACACUAUUGCCUUCGGUUUCGUGACUACCCGUCUGACAGCUGCCAAGGAGGCCGGGGCGUUUAUCACCGCCCCUGAUGGUACUAAGGUUGCGCUGGGAAUUCCGGGCAAGCAGUUGGAUUCGAGGAAGGGUGAUGAUGCUGCUGCAGCGUACCCGGAUAUCCCGCUGCGCCGGCCUGCGAGUCCCGAGGAGGCGGCGAGGGCGGUGUUGGGUGUUGCUAGUCCAUAUUUCUCGUAUGUUAAUGGCGAGACUAUUCGUGUUACUGGUGGGAGGAACAUGUAA
Penicillium daleae is the source of this 888-nucleotide messenger RNA. Its product is annotated as SDR family NAD(P)-dependent oxidoreductase. Lineage: Eukaryota; Fungi; Ascomycota; Eurotiomycetes; Eurotiales; Aspergillaceae. Gene Ontology annotation, molecular function: oxidoreductase activity, acting on the CH-OH group of donors, NAD or NADP as acceptor. The coding region runs from base 1 to 888 and encodes 295 amino acids. The transcript is spliced from 4 exons. The record is from RefSeq and is a predicted model, not a curated record.